Molecule: messenger RNA, 465 nt
Organism: Brassicogethes aeneus
Lineage: Eukaryota; Metazoa; Arthropoda; Insecta; Coleoptera; Nitidulidae
Source: the annotation of a GenBank genome assembly
AUGGAGGUGCAGCCUCCAGAAAGUAAUGAAUUGGAAGAGGAACAAGCUGCCGCAACAGAGCCCACUCUAUUCGAUAUUACUCCAAGGUUAAAGGCUAAAAAGAGGCUUCCAAAAAAAUUACAAAGAAACGAAUUCAAAUGGAAGUGUUAUAUUCGAAAGCUAAAAUAUGACAAAGGUGAAGAAUAUACUUCGGAAAAUAGUUGGCUUUUAAUAGCCGAACAACUGCAGUGUGAUGGUACAAAAAUAUUUUGUAACGAAUUUAAUAUCUAUUUUCACAAACCCAGAAAGGAAAGAUGUGAUGUCUGCGAGGAGGUGAAAAUUAAGAAACAAGAGGAAGCAAAUACAAAAGAAAAGGAAAAGCAUAUAAAAGGGAAAGACAAAAUGAGAGAAAAUAGAAAAAAUGACAAAUACGAUAAGAAAGUUGUACUGUGCUUUGACCUAGAAAAUGCCCCAAAGCAGAAAUAA